This is a messenger RNA of Opisthocomus hoazin, 2317 nucleotides long. The record is from RefSeq and is a predicted model, not a curated record. NCBI's taxonomy places the organism in Eukaryota, Metazoa, Chordata, Aves, Opisthocomiformes, Opisthocomidae.
AUCUCCUGCUGGCAGCAGCGUUUGUCUCCGAUGCGCAGUACAACAGAAAUAUUCCUUUUAAGACCUCGCCGGAGGCAGUCAGGCUUUAUUAUCUCUAUAACCACUGGAUUAUGCGAACAACUACCUACUUCUUCAUCUUUCUCAUCCUGUCCCUUGCAGUGUUUGAAGAACCUGCUGUGUAUCCGCUCCCCUUCUUGGCCACUUCUCUGGUCGAGGUGGUGUGCCUUCUGGUGUUCUUUGGCCGACUGGCACACUUUGCAAAAGUCACCCUUCGCAACGUAUUUUGGAAGGAUACAAAGAACAUCUGCAUCAUGGUUGCAAUCUUGUUAUCCCUAACAGACUUGGCCAUAUAUGGGGUCCUCAGGAUAUACAAUGUGAAGAGCAUUCGGUGGUCAAGAAUUGUGCGGCCCAUCUUCCUGAUCAACUUUGCAGAGAGUCGCCAGAUUCGGAGAGCCUUCCGCAGCAUCCGCAACACGCUGCCUGAGAUCACCUACGUCUUCUUGCUCUUCAUGUUUAGUCUUCUCAUGUUCUCCCUCAUGGCCUUGAAACUGUUUGGCGAGAGGAAUCUCCAGACAGCAGAAGGCUUGCCGUAUUUCAAAAACUACCUAGAAAUUGUGUUUGACCUCUAUGUGCUGGUGACAACAGCAAACAGCCCGGAUGUCAUGAUGCCGGCAUUUGACUUUAGCUCAUGGUAUGCCCUGUUUUUCAUUGCCUUUGUCAUCGUCAACACUUAUAUCUUCAUGUCUCUCUUCCUGGCUGUUGUGUACAACAACUACAAAAAACACCUGAAGAAUGAGAUCCGUAAGCUGGCUUACAUGAAGCACCGCAAGAUGAUAGAGGCCUUCAACCUCCUGAAGGAAGAGGAAGGAGCACAGUUUGUGGUUAGAGAAGCCCGGUGGAAGCAGCUUGUCAAGCUGGUGGCUCCUGAUAUCAGCAACUCCCACCGAGAGCUGCUGCUACACAUCUCGGAUGAUGAGCAGAAGGGUUUCAUAGACAAGAAGUCAUUUGUACAACUGGCAGAUCUCCUCAACAUCCAGGUGAUUACUCUGAAAAUACGCAGCCAUCCACUGGGGCAAUGGGUGCCUCGCAUAUACAAAUCAGCAGUGAGUCAGUUCCUGCGCAGCAUGGUUAGGCACAGGGGAUUUAUUUGGACUUACGAUGUGAUCAUUCUGAUAAAUGCUAUCUUCAUUGCUCUGGAUGAGGAAAGCCCCUAUAUUUCUUACGCAGAGUGGGUCUUCCUUGCUUUGUAUAUAAUAGAGAUACUCCUGAAGGUGUACACUUAUGAACCGAGGGCGUUCUUUGGCAAAAAUCAGUUCUGGAACUGGUUUGAUACCCUCAUCAUCUUUGCUGCCUUGAUUGCAACGGUACUCAAUACCACCCUGAAAUCGACCACAAAGUACAACAGCCAACAGAUCCUGGACAUUGUCUUCAUCUUAAGGGUCCUCAGGCUAAUAAGGAUUGUUGACAGCAUUCAAAGGUUCCGGGUCAUCAUGAACACACUGAUAAACAUCGUACCGACAAUGUUGACAUUUGGUGGGCUGACUCUGGUUGUCUACUGUGUAUUUGCUAUCAUUGGCAUGGAGUUAUUCCAUGGGAAAAUCCAGUUCUUCCCUGUAAACUCGAAUGCUCCUCAUGCCCUGGAAUGCGGAAACCCAGCUCUCAAGGAUUCUCUGUUUGCCCGUGGGAAAUACUGCAAGAACAACUUCAACAACUUUGCAUCAUCCUUCAUCGUCCUGAUGGAGCUCACUGUAGUCAAUCAGUGGCAUGUCUUUGCUAAUGGAUUUGCCAACGUGACAGUUCAGCCUGCGAAGCUGUAUUUCAUCGCCUUCCACAUUGUGAUGGUGAUAAUCAUUGUCAAUAUCUUUGUGUCGUUCAUUUUGGAAGCUUUCUUUGUGGAGUACUCGCUAGAGAAGAGUGAAGUAGAAACAGCCAUUGAACAGAAAAUCCAGGAGCUGGGAAUGGGAGUUCAAGAGGAUGAGCUACAGGGUGAGCAGCUCCUUGAUAACAUGGAGAGUGCUGAGCACAACCUCGAGGGGGAAGGAGGAACAAAGCCACAGUCUAAAGGGCUGGUGUUUAAAAUUGCCUCCAAACGGUACAGGACAGUUGAUGCUCUGCUCCAGCGUAUGUUUGAGGCAGAAAUACCCCUUGAGGACGAAGGCCCUUCGUUUGAGGAGAUCUUAAACUUGUCCCCUACUGCUGCUGUACCCAGUAAUGUGACCUUAGAGGGUGCUGCAUAACGGGGGCAACCCAUGGCAGCUGACAGAAGGAGCUAACCCUCAGCUGCCCUGGCCUGCAGUGUGUUCCCUGGCUGGCUGCC